This is a messenger RNA of Acanthosepion pharaonis, 861 nucleotides long. The record is from the annotation of a GenBank genome assembly. NCBI's taxonomy places the organism in Eukaryota, Metazoa, Mollusca, Cephalopoda, Sepiida, Sepiidae.
AUGCCCAGCCUUUUUCUCAACACAUACAAUUUCUCAUAUUCCUUUAAUGAAUCGACCGCUAUAUCUAUCUAUCUAUCUAUCUAUCUAUCUAUCUAUCUAUCUAUCUCAUUCUGUUUAUAUCUGUCUAUCUAUCUAACUAUCGAUCUCAUUCUGUUCAUAUCUAUCUAUAUAUCUAUCUCAUUCUGUUCGUAUCUAUCUAUCUAUCUAUCUAUCUAUCUAUCUCAUUCUGUUCAUAUCUAUCUAUAUAUUUAUCUCAAUCUGUUCAUAUCUAUCUAUCUAUCUAUCUAUCUCAUUCUGUUCAUAUCUAUCUAUCUAUCUAUCUCAUUCUGUUCAUAUCUAUCGAUCUCAUUCUGUUUAUAUCUAUCUAUCUAUCUAUCUAUCUAUCUAUCUAUCUAUCUAUCUAUCUCAUUCUGUUUAUAUCUGUCUAUAUAUCUAACUAUCGAUCUCAUUCUGUUCAUAUCUAUCUAUAUAUCUAUCUCAUUCUGUUCGUAUCUAUCUCAUUCUGUUCGUAUCUAUCUAUCUAUCUAUCUAUCUAUCUAUCUAUCUAUCUAUCUAUCUAUCUCAUUCUGUUCAUAUCUGUCGCUCUCAUUCUGUUUAUAUCUAUCUAUCUAUCUAUCUAUCUAUCUAUCUAUCUAUCUAUCUCAUUCUGUUCAUAUCUGUCGCUCUCAUUCUGUUUAUAUCUAUCUAUCUAUCUAUCUAUCUAUCUAUCUAUCUAUCUAUCUCAUCAUAUCUGUUUCAUUCUGUUUAUAUCUAUCUAUCUCAUCUAUCUAUCUAUCUAUCUAUCUAUCUAUCUAUCUCAUUCUGUUUAUAUCUGUCUAUCUGUUUAUAUCUAUCUAUCUAUCUAUCUAUCUCAUUCUAUGA